UGUGACUCCCAGAAUGCCUUUCGCGCAGGGCAGGUUCUGGGAUCUCCAUGGAAACGAGGCCUAACGACAAAGAGAGAGAUAUGGAACUCCCCAUUUUCAGUGCUCAGGAGAGGAUUUAGGAAAGGUCGAGCGGGCAAGACGGGUACAGCGUCUGGUGGGGAUUGAUACAACUACGGGGUAGCAGUCACGGUUUGGGAAUCAGGGACGGCCCAGGGAUUGGACCAAAGCUGUGCUGUACUGGAUAUAGUGGGUGUAUAGUAUUUGUUGUGUUUCAUGAACAAGGAAGAACGAGCCCAUCUGGACACCAGAUUCCAUCAGCAUCAUGUCAUUCAGAGACCUGAGGAGUAAGGAUAAUUUUCACGUCUACUUCACUGAGAUGAUGAGGGCUCUGGGCUAUCCUCGUCUGAUCUCGAUGGAAAACUUUCGGAUUCCAAACUUUCCUUUAGUAGCAGAGAUUCUUAUUUGGCUUGUUAAAAGAUACGAGCCCCAGACAGAUAUCCCAACAGAUGUAGAUACAGAACAGGACAGAGUUUUCUUCAUCAAAGCUGUAGCACAAUUCAUGGCUACUAAAGCUCACAUUAAGCUCAAUACUAAGAAGUUGUACCAGGCUGAUGGAUAUGCGGUGAAAGAGUUGCUGAAGAUUACUACCGUUCUCUAUAAUGCCAUGAAAACAAAGCGAAUGGACAGAAGUGAGGAUGCUGAAGAAGACAGUUCAAAAUUCAAAUUUGACUUGGGGUCAAAGGUAUCAGAUUUGAAAACUGCCAGACAGCUAGCCUCUGAGAUUACCUCCAAAGGAGCAACAGUGUUUGAUUUAUUAGGAAAAGAAGUAGAUCUGAGGGAGAUGAGAACAGCCGCAAUAGCUAGGCCGCUGGAAAUCAAUGAGACUGAGAAGGCGCUCAGAGCUGGAAUUAAAGAAAUUAUUGAACAAGUGCAAAAGACCAAGGAAAUGCUGAACAAUGUUGCCUCUGAUGAAGCAAACCUGGAGGCUAAGAUUGAAAAGAAGAAGAUGGAGCUUGAGAGGAGUAAAAAGCGGCUGCAGACCUUGCAGAGUGUCAGGCCAGCCUUCAUGGAUGAAUACGAGAAGAUUGAAGAGGAGCUCCAGAAACAGUAUGAGACCUAUGUGGAAAAGUUUCGUAAUUUGUGUUACUUGGAGCAGCAGCUUGAAGACUUACACAGGAUGGAACAGGAAAGGUUUGAGGAAACUGAAAAUACACUGCGGCUGAUGCAAAAUAAAUUGAAGGAGGAGGAAAAGAGACUUAUGAAAAAUACAGGGAAAGAUGAUGAUUCUGACAAUGAGAUACAGGAGGAUGAGUGCUCAGAUAGUGAUCUAGAAGACAGAAGACCACUAAAACCACGUCUGACUAGGGAGCUGCCCAUUCAGGGCAGAGUUGGUGGUCGUGUGGUUGGGACAAUGCAUGGAGGUGACACAGAGGAUGAGCUUCAAACAUUAUCUGCUCAGUCAAAGGAAGUCAAGAAUUCCAGCAGCAGCAAGGAGGAGUCAGAUGACAGUGAGAUUGAUGUUGAAGAUGACGAGGAUGAGUAUGAAAUUGCUGAAGAUGAUGAUGAAAGUAUUGAUAUUCAACCAGAACAGUCUUCAAGUAGAAUCCACAAGCAGGACCUUGAUGAAAGUGAUAAUGACUUCUAGUCCUAACACUCUGCAACUGCGUUUGCAUAUGUAGAAGAUGCUUUCUGAUCUUCCUCUAGUUUCUUUUGAAUCUCAACAUUAUAUACAUAAAACUCAUGCCCUUUAAGUACAUAACAAACAUGUGGAGCUGUUUGAUAAAUAAUAGGUACAGGACACUAUUUCUAUUAAUGAUUCUAUGUUAAAUAGUUUUCUCUUGUAGUGAAGUCAGUCCUUUAUUCCAAUCCAAAUAAGAACCACAGGUAAAUAUUUCUGAAGAAAAAAUGUAGCAGAUGGAGAAGUUAGAGGGAGAAAAGAAAAACAAAAUUAAAUUGCGCAGCAUUAAAGUCCAAGUAUUGCCC
Molecule: messenger RNA, 1983 nt
Organism: Chiloscyllium plagiosum (whitespotted bambooshark)
Lineage: Eukaryota; Metazoa; Chordata; Chondrichthyes; Orectolobiformes; Hemiscylliidae
Gene: ift38
Product: intraflagellar transport 38
Biological process (GO): cilium assembly
Cellular component (GO): cilium; intraciliary transport particle B; microtubule organizing center
Source: RefSeq, a predicted model, not a curated record